Molecule: messenger RNA, 2732 nt
Organism: Ziziphus jujuba (common jujube)
Lineage: Eukaryota; Viridiplantae; Streptophyta; Magnoliopsida; Rosales; Rhamnaceae
Product: type I inositol polyphosphate 5-phosphatase 8
Exons: 11
Coding region: 285-1916 (543 amino acids)
Biological process (GO): phosphatidylinositol dephosphorylation
Molecular function (GO): phosphatidylinositol-3,4,5-trisphosphate 5-phosphatase activity; phosphatidylinositol-4,5-bisphosphate 5-phosphatase activity; inositol-polyphosphate 5-phosphatase activity
Source: RefSeq, a predicted model, not a curated record
CAGCUGCUUUUUGCUUUUACGAGGAACGCCUCCAAACUUACUCUCUGUUCUCUCCCCAAUCUCUCUCUUUAAUUCUUCUUCUUCUUCAGCCGACCAAUAGAAGCAAAACAAAGCCCUCACAUCAAACGCAGACUCUGUUCUCUCUCUUUUACCAGUACGAAAGGGAUAGCUCACCUGUUAACUGGACGAUGCACAAAGAUUAAAAGGAAGGGUCUCUUCCAUUUUUCACGCGCACACUGAUCUCUCUCUCUCUCAUUGAAAUCCGUUGAUCGGACGGUGGAGCAAUGCGAACUGAACGGGGAAAAAUCUCAAAGUCUUCGUGGCCGAAAAUAGUUGUGAGAAAAUGGCUGAAUAUACAAAGCGGAGGGGACGAGUUCCAUUCCGAUUACUCUCUAAAAGAUAAAAUCGAGAGAAGGAAGAGUUGCUCAGACCAAGACCGAUACGUCGUCGUACCGGAAGAUUUUGCAGAGGGGUGGUUGAUGGCAGCAGCCAAAGAGAGACCAAGUUUUGGGAUAGAACCACAACCAGUUGUGAACGAUAAUCUAAAUCUCAGGAUGUUUGUGGGGACAUGGAAUGUUGGAGGAAAGUCUCCCCACGAUGGCUUGAACUUGAGGGAAUGGCUUAGGUCCCCAGCUCCUGCCGACAUUUAUGUUCUUGGGUUCCAGGAAAUCGUCCCUCUUAAUGCGGGCAAUGUAUUGGGGGCGGAAGACAACGGACCGGCUGCCAAGUGGCUGGCUCUGAUUCGUGAAGCAUUGAACAAGAACGACCCUGGAGCUGCUCAGUAUUGCAACACUGCCACUAACGUAGAAUUUGCACCACCACCACAGUUUACUACUGAGCAGCAAGCCAGCGUCAAGCCCAGAGUCAGCUUCUCCGAUUUGCUCUCCUUAGAAGACGAGCUCGGCAGCGAGGAUUUCCAAAGAUACAUGAGCAUGUACCCCACUAUGUGCUCGAGCGAAGAGGGCUCUCCAAGCUCACCAUCGAUGUGCGGCAAGCAAGGAACCAGCCUAAUGCAGCGAAGAAAGUAUUGCCUUGCAGCGAGCAAACAGAUGGUGGGCAUCUUCUUGUGCGUUUGGGUUCGAGCCGACCUUUGCAAACAAAUUAGCAACAUGAAGGUCUCUUGUGUUGGUAGAGGCAUUAUGGGGUACCUUGGAAAUAAGGGUUCGAUAUCGAUAAGCAUGACCUUACACCAGACGACUUUUUGCUUCGUGUGUACACAUUUGACUUCUGGUGAGAAAGAAGGUGAUGAGGUUAGAAGAAAUUCAGAUGUUAUGGAGAUUUUGAAGAAAACGAAGUUUUCUCAUUCGUGUAGAGAUGCUGGACAACCGGUUCCUCCUGAUAGCAUAUUGGAGCAUGACAAUGUUAUUUGGCUUGGGGAUUUGAAUUAUCGGCUUGCGGCGGGUUGUGUUGACACUCAUGAAUUACUAAAGAAUCGUGAUUGGCAAGCACUCUUGGAGAAGGAUCAGCUAAGAAUAGAGCAGCGAGCUGGAAGAGUUUUCAAAGGUUGGGAUGAGGGUAGAAUAUAUUUCGCUCCCACUUACAAAUACCUUGCGAAUUCGGAUAACUAUGUUGUCCAAACCUCAAAAUCUAGAGAGAAACAAAGAACUCCUGCCUGGUGCGAUCGGAUCUUAUGGAAAGGAGAAGGAAUGAAACAGAUGUGGUAUUUAAGAGGGGAAUCCAAAUUCUCGGACCAUAGACCUGUAUAUUCUCUUUUCUCAGUCCAGAUAGAUUUGGCUAACAAGAACAAGAACAAGUCCAUGCCUGUUGCUUCCAACAAGACCAACACUAGGUCCUGUAUUCUUAAAGGUUCAGCAAACACUGCCUUAGCAGCAACAUGCGUGGCCAAGGUUCAAGCAGAGGAGCUUUUACUACUCACAAGGGCCCAAAGCUGCAUAGACAUCCAACGAAGGUUCUGAAUGUGACAGUCACACACUACAUUUUGAAAAAGUAACCCACCAAUUGCAGAUCGUUUUAGUAGCAGACUGCAUGAAGCACACCAAUGUCAGGCAUUUUUUCCCACUUGACACCUCCUCGGUGUGCCCGGAAUUUUUAAGGGUUUGGGAAGGCGUGCGUGGUGGGGCUAUGGUGCUGUUGUUGAUGCUGACUACGAUGAUGACAAUGACAAUGACAAUGACAAUGAUGAUGAUGGUGACGACCAAUUGAGGCCUGUAAAGAUUUGUGUUGUUUUUCUAUGAGAACAUGGAGUAAAAACAAAAUUCAUAAUGUUCAUGUGGGUUUGGAGGCGUGUAUAGAAUGCUUGAAAGCUGAAAUUGUAAAUGUGGAGGAACAUGAUAUGAUUUGAGAAAGAGGCUAGUGGUUGGGCAGAGAAGUGAGUCAGAAGCCAAACAAAAAACUGGGAAAAUCGAGAAGGAAGUGGCUGCAUUUUUGGGCUUUUUUCUAGUCAUGCGUGUUAAUAUUUUUUUUUUUGGUUGGUGGUGGAAGCUGAUUAGAAAAAGCUUUUGAUUGAAGUCGUCUUUUUUUUUUUUUUUUUUUUUCUUUUUUUUUGAUUCUGGUUGAACUGUAAGUAGUACAGCUUUUGCAGAGGAAGUCGGAUUUCUCUUUUUUUUUUUUUUUUUUCUUUUGGGAUAAUUGCAGGAAAGAGGAAGAGAGAGAGAGAUAGAUUAAAAUAGAAGUGUAAUUUAGAUGGUGGAUUGGAGAUCUGUUGAAGGAAACUAGCAUACGAGGUCGUAAUGAUCUUAUUUGCCAAUUUUGUUAACCGCUUUAUUCAUGAA